This is a messenger RNA of Cyclopterus lumpus (lumpfish), 4518 nucleotides long. Its product is annotated as immunoglobulin-like and fibronectin type III domain-containing protein 1. The transcript has 24 exons. Gene Ontology annotation, molecular function: protein binding. Bases 1 to 4518 code for a protein of 1505 amino acids. Lineage: Eukaryota; Metazoa; Chordata; Actinopteri; Perciformes; Cyclopteridae. The record is from RefSeq and is a predicted model, not a curated record.
AUGUUUAAAAUACGUAAAGCAAAGGAAGAGGAGCCAACGGCUUCAGGGCAGGUGAAAAUAAAAAAGAGGUCAAGGGUGCCCGGAGUUAUGAUCACCCAGUAUGUGGAAGAACUACCUGAAGGCAUGAGCACCCCAGAUUUCACCCGGAAACCCAUUGCUCUGACUAUUCAAGAAGGAAAAUUGGCUAUCUUCAGAGCAGUCAUUACUGGCAACCCAACACCGACUGUGACCUGGGUGAGAAAUAGCGGGGAACUCAACGAAGAAAAUAACAAGAUUGUCUUUGAUUCAAUUGCUGGUGAAUACCAACUACAGAUGCCUGAUGUAUCGGCGGAUCAAGCCGACACCUACAAGUGUUUUGCUAGAAAUGAAUAUGGAAAGGCGGUUGUAACCGCUGCGCUUAAUAUUAUUGAGGUUGGUUUUAAGAAGAGCAGAGCCAUGCAAGAAUCCAGAACAGCGGUCAGAGAGAUACCUGAGGACUUCAAAAAGACCUUAAAUAAGGUUGACAUCGAGGUAAAAGAAGACAAAAAAACAGAAAUUGAUAACAAGUUUUGGGAAGUGUUGAUGAGUGCAGAAAAGAAAGAUUAUGAGGCCAUCUGUGCUCAGUAUGGUGUCACUGAUUUCCGCGGGAUGCUUAAGAAACUAAGUGAGAGGAAGCUGGAGAGGGAGAAAGAGCAAGAAAAGGUUGUUGAAAGGAUUUGCAACCUAAAGCCCAUUGAAUUGAAGGCUGAUGGUGGUGCAGAGUUUGAACUUGAAAUGUCACUAAAAGACCCGAAAAGCAAAAUCUUCAUAUUCAAGGAUGGAAUUAUGAUUCCUUUUGAGGUGGACACAGAAGUAAAACACGGACUGAAGCAGGUGGGAAAGAAGUUUGUGUUCAGCAUCAAUGGUGUCGACCCAGACGAUGCAGGUUUAUACCAAGUGGAGGUUGAUGGAAUAAAGAUCUUCUCCACUGACUUCAAACUUCCCCCAGUGGAGUUCUUGGUCAAGAUUAACGAUGUGAAAGCAGAGGAAAGAGAGGACGCUGUGUUUGAUUGUGUCCUCUCACAACCCAUGAAAAAAAUUAAAUGGAUGGGAAAGAAUAACACACUGGAGCAAGGAGAGAAAUAUGACAUAACUGUGUCGGAGGACAUGCUGAUUCACUCGUUGGUGGUGAAGGACUGCCUACUGUUGGACAAAGGAAUUUAUGCGGCUGUGACUGGACUUAACUCCUGCAAUGCCUGGCUUGUAGUGGAAGCCGACAAUGAUCCAAACGCAAGCAGAAAGAAGAAAGCUCGCAAAACAACCCGAGCAGGUGGUGGUGGAGCCGAACUUUUGAAGAUUGCUGAGGAGCAACAGGCUAACAUACAGAUGGAGAGAGAGAAGUUGAUUGCAAAGGCAAGGGCCGACAAGGAAGCUGCCGACAAGGAAGCUGCCGACGCGGCAGCGGCAGCCGACGCGGUAGCGGCAGCCGACGCGGCAGCCGACGCGGCAGCCGACGCGGCAACCGGCGACGCAGCCGGCAACGCAGCCGGCAACGCAGCCGGCAACGCAGCCGGCAACGCAGCCGGCACCACAGCCGGCAACGCUGCGAGGGUUAUGGCCGAAGCGAAAGCCAAGCCAAAAGCAGGGACGAAAACUGAGAAAGAGAUGGAUGAUACAGCAGAAGGAACCACUGUUGAGGAGAAAGAGGAUGGGAAAGAAGAUGUACAAGGAGAGGCUCCUGCUGAAGUAGCUGAUACUGAAGGGGAGCCAGCACAAGAGAAAAGAAAGAGAGUGAGAGCAGGCCCACUUGUCCCUGAUACAGUCAUUGACCCAGGAGUAUACUUCACGGGAGGACUGUCAGAUGUAACCACAAUCAUUGGUACUGAUGCAGAACUGGUCUGCAGGCUGAGCAGUGAGGACUGUGAUGGAGUCUGGUACAAAGAUGAGAAAGAGAUAACGGCUACAGAAGAUAUCUGUAUUGUUAAAGAUGGGACUUAUCGCAAACUAAUUAUCAAGAACUGCAAAGAAGAUGAUGCUGGAAAGUACCGCUGUGAAGCUGAUGGCCGUAAAACAGAAGCUGCACUAAGUGUUGAAGAUCCUCCAAGAAUUAACCCAGAUGACCUCGCAGAGUUCAAAGAACCUGUCAUAAUCAAAACAGGGAAAGAUGCAGCCUUCGAGAUAUCCUUUGUGGGACGAGAACCCAUGAAGAUCCAGUGGUAUCAUGAGGGUGAAGAGCUCUUCAAGGACACCCAUGUCAGAAUAGAGAAGUCUUCCUCACACAGCCGCCUGGUCCUUACCAAGUGCCAACGCAAACUCACAGGAGAAAUUAAGAUUAGGAUAAAAAAUGAAUGUGGAACAACUGAAGCCAUCACACAGCUUGUUGUUUUAGAUAAACCAACACCCCCACUGGGCCCGGUUGAUAUUAUUGAAGCCUCGUCAAGUGGCAUUGACUUCAAAUGGAGGACCCCCAAAGACAAUGGAGGUUCCCCCAUUACAGACUACAUCCUGGAGCGCCAGCAAAUUGGCCGAAACAGCUGGAAGAAAUUAGGCAAGAUUGGCCCAGAGCCUAAAUACAGGGAUCGUGAUGUCGAUCACGGCAGAAAGUACUGCUACCACAUCAGGGCGGAAACUGAUCAAGGCAUCAGUGAAAUGAUGGAGACGGAUGACAUUCAGGCAGGGACAAAGGCAUACCCUGGAGCUCCUUCUACACCAAAAAUAGUAAGUGCUUUCAAAGACUGCAUCAAUCUUGCUUGGUCUGCACCCACUAAUACUGGAGGAACGAAACUUUUGGGAUACAACGUCGAGAAACGCAAGAAUGGCAGUAAUCUGUGGGGCCAUGUCAACCCUCCCAAUGAACCCAUCAAAGAGAAGAAUUAUGCAGUCACAGAUGUAGUUGAAGGCCUCGAGUAUGAGUUCCGUGUAUCAGCGAUCAACAUUUCUGGAGCUGGAGAGCCAAGUUCGCCUUCUGUCUUUGUUUUUGCCAGAGAUCCAAAGAAGCCCCCAGGUAAAGUUAUUGACCUGAAGGUGACAGACUCCACAUACUCCACCUUAUCGCUGGGCUGGGCCAAACCAACGGAAGAGGAAGGGGUCCAGGAUGAGGCCAAAGGAUAUUUUGUGGAGCUCAGACCAGCAGAAAACCCAGAAUGGGGUCGCUGUAACUCCAAUGCUAUCAUUUUAAGCUCCUAUACUAUUAUGGGUCUGAAGUCCAUGGCCAUGUACUGGGUAAGAGUUCUAGCCACCAAUGAGGGUGGAGACGGGGAGCCUCAAGAGUUAAACAACUACAUCAUUGCAAUGCCUCCUGCAGUGAGACCUCAAUUCACUGACAAAAAAAUGAAGAACUUUAUGGUGAUGAAAGCUGGGAACUCUGCUCGAGUGAACUUCAACUUUCAGGCCUCUCCAAUACCGACUAUUAAAUGGCUCAAGGACAGUGUUCCUGUCGCCAAGCAUGUGACAGUGCACAACACAGACACAUCAACGCAGCUAAUGAUCCCCACAGCAGAGCGCCAUGACACUGGGAUCUAUAUGAUCAUCGUCAAGAACCUUGUUGGUCAGGUGACCGCCAGUAUCGAGAUCAGAGUCACAGACGAGCCCAAGCCUCCGGGCCCCGUGGAGCUGAAGGAGAACGUGUCGGGAACGGUGACGGUGUCCUGGGCUCCCUCUCCAGAUGAGAAGAAAGACGACAGGCUGCACUACGUGAUCACCAAGCGAGACUCUGAGAUGCUUUCUUGGCAAACCGUGGCAGACCAUGUCUUCAAUAACAAGUGCACCGUCGUCAAUAUCAUGCCGGGGAGGCAGUAUAACUUCCGGGUCUACACCAGGAAUGACAUGGGACUUUCCAAACCUUCGGAGUCCACAACCUGGGAAGUGAAGAGAAGAAAAGAAACAUUUUCUUUGAACCAUCCUGCCACUAAAAAUUGCUGCUUUGAGACGCCUCCCUCGUUCUCUGUUCCGCUAAAAAUGCACAAAAUUCCAGAGAGCUACGAGUGCAACAUGAGUUGUGCUGUGACGGGAAACCCCAAACCCCAUGUCACCUGGUACAGGAACAACAUCAGCCUCAACACCAACACCAACUACUACAUCACCAACACAUGCGGCGUCUGCUCCAUGGUGAUACUUAAAGUUGGCCCGAAGGACAGCGGGGAUUACACAGUCAUUGCAGAAAACCCUCUGGGCAGAAUGGAGUGUUCCACUAAACUGGUUGUUAAAGCUGCAGCGGCAUAUCAGCAACGCCAUCAACAGACAGUGCAGUCAGCUGGUCUGUCCGUCAUUCAGCUGCUCGGUCACCCAUCAAGGCCUGUCUAUCCUCACAUCACAAACGUCAUCAACUCCACACUGUCCCCUGGUCUCAUACCCACCACCCCCACUCAAGCUCUUGACCCUGACAUCCCCAACAACUACCGGCCCAUCUCCAACCUCCCCUUCCUGUGCAAAGUCCUUGAGAGAGCCGUUGCAUCACAACUCAAGUCCCACCUCAAUCUCCAUAAUCUCUACGAAACCCUUCCCAUCCGGAUUCCGUUCAAGACGCAGCACGGAAACCGUCCUACUGAAAAUCACAAAUGA